UUAAAAUUGCCUUCUGCUUCCUACAUUAUAUCUGCUUCCUCCAAGCUCCUUUCCCUUUGUUUUCCCCUCGGGGGGCUUCCUCGAUUUCUGGUACACGGCCGUCUAUCCGUGCUUAGGGCAAGGCACUCACAGACUCACGCAGGCGCCAGGCCGUGGGCCAGGCUGUGGGCCGACGUGUAGACAGGCCGCCUCACCGCGGGGUCAUCGGCGUCCCCCUGGACUCUUGCUGGGGCACCCGAAAGGGCAGCUGUUCGCACGUGUUCUGUCGCGUGCCGUUCAGUUACUCCACGGGAGGACUUUCCGGGCCCCUGCCCAGUGCAGGUAUUCAGAGAGCAAGUUAGGGGGAGGACACCUCGCUGAGGAGGGACGACCACGAAAACACAGGCCUUGGCUGAAAGGAAGGAAAGCAAGCAGAGGAAAGCGAAGUGUCGCUUCCUAAGACUCUUGCGUCUCGUGUGUGGCUGUAAAACAAAGUGACUGCCGCCCAAGGUAAGAAAUCCAGUUUGGAAGCUACGCUGGGGGCCGGGGGCCGAGGGUGCGGCCGGUGGUGGCAGUAAAAGCGUUUCCAGCUCUGCGGGGGCCACGCCUGGUCUCCUUCCGGGCAGCGGCGUCCUGAGGUGCGAGGUGCAGGUGCGGGCAUCCUCAGCCACGGUUUACAGAUGCGAAAAUCGUGGCUCCGAGAGGGAGAGCGACCUUUCCCGAGCCUGCGGAGCCAGUCGGUAGGGGAGAGCGGGGAUCCGGCUCCAGGUUUGUUUGACUUCUGCAGCUUACCCUUGUAAGCAUUGUGCUCAAUUGGUUACACUUCAGAAACUCUAUUUUGUGUCUUUAAAAGUUUGUUGAUUGCCAAUAAGGUUUAAGGCCUAGCAAGUCCCUUCUUUGUUUCCAAAAAUAAAGUAUCUAAAAUGGAAAUGCGAGAGACCUGGGCCCAGAGUGUUUGGACUUAGACUAUUUUAUUCUGCCAACUAAGUAGCUUUGUGACCUUGGGCAAAUUACUUAACCUCUCUGAGUUUUGCCUUUCUCCUUUCUGCAAGAGGCAGUUUGUGUCUGCCUGUUACUGUUACUGUUAACUUCCACGGAAAGGAAAGUCUCUAUUCGCAGGGGAGGAGGAUUACUGGUGGAAGGAGGGCCUGCUGCCACAGCUGUUGGCGCAUGAGCAGUAGAGUACUCCGUGGUUGGCAGCACGUGUAGUGGGUCAUUCCCGAACUGAUCGGCCACACCGUCGUCACCGUGUUAAUGCUCAUCUCAUUGCACUGGUUCAUCUUCCUUCUCAACCUGCCCGUUGCCACUUGGAAUAUAUAUCGGUUCAUUAUGGUGCCGAGCGGUAACAUGGGAGUGUUCGACCCGACAGAGAUCCACAAUCGGGGUCAGCUGAAGUCGCACAUGAAGGAAGCCAUGAUCAAGCUUGGUUUCCACUUGCUCUGUUUCUUCAUGUAUCUUUACAGUAUGAUCUUGGCUCUGAUAAACGACUGAGGCUGCGGGCGCCGCGUCCGGAGCCGGCCCACACCACCGUGCGUCGUCGGGGAGCCAGAGACCACGUGGGUCAUCCUGAGAACCGUGACCAUAGCAGUAUAUUUUUUCCUCUUUGAACAAAAUAAAAUAUUUUUGCUGUAUUUUUACCAUAUAAAGUAUUUAAAAAACACGAAUUGAGUUCUUGUAGAUUUCUGGUUCUCCACGUCAGCCUGAACCCCAGCGCGUGGUUUUCAUCGUCUGUAUGUCGAGGACUGGCAUUUGUACGUAGUGACGGCACGGCCGCCCCAGCCUUGCCCGCCGCAGAAACACAGGGAAGCCUGUGGACAGCAGAAAAGGCAGAGUGCAGAGCGCCGCUGGCCACCCAGGCAGAGGAGGAAAGUGUUGCCCUUUGGCCUCUGUCGAGGCAGCUUCGCUACGUUCAGUAUGGUUUAAAGGUUUAUGGGACUGUUGGCUGAGUUUUCUCACAAGAACGUUAACAGAAAGUGACAUUUCAAAAAAUACGUAUUUCUUUGCAGAAUCUGUGAAACCUUAUAAGCCAUUUGCCCAGGUACAGUGUAAUUCCCGCUUCUAGAAAGGAAAAUAAAUCAAAAAAGCAAAAUA
Molecule: messenger RNA, 2070 nt
Organism: Lynx canadensis (Canada lynx)
Lineage: Eukaryota; Metazoa; Chordata; Mammalia; Carnivora; Felidae
Gene: CNIH4
Product: cornichon family AMPA receptor auxiliary protein 4
Exons: 4
Coding region: 1234-1470 (78 amino acids)
Biological process (GO): endoplasmic reticulum to Golgi vesicle-mediated transport
Cellular component (GO): endoplasmic reticulum membrane; COPII-coated ER to Golgi transport vesicle
Source: RefSeq, a predicted model, not a curated record